CCGGCUGUUUUCGUUAUUCUUUUUUGUUGUUGUUAUUUCAUAAUAUACUAUUAAGAAAAUCCAUUAAAUAUCAACGAAAUGCAGAGCACAAGGAGCAUCCGCCUGCUGUCCCUGGCAAGGAGAUUCGCUCACAUCCGGACAGCGGCGCAAUCAGCCCAGGAACCCACGGGUUCAGGAAAGGACAGCUCCAAAGCCACUUCCGGAUCGGAGCAGACCACACAUUUUGGAUUCCAAACUGUCAAAGAAAGCGAAAAGGAGCAGAAGGUCCACGAGGUCUUCGAACAGGUGGCCAAUUCCUACGACAUGAUGAACGAUGCCAUGUCGCUGGGCAUCCAUCGCGUGUGGAAAGACAUUUUCGUGGAGCGACUGGGUCCCACGCAUGGAAUGCGACUCCUAGACAUGGCCGGCGGGACCGGGGACAUAACCUUUCGCUAUCUGCGCUACCUGGCCAACCAACCCAAUCCUCAGCAGCGCGCCAGCCAUGUUACCGUGUCCGAUAUCAACCAGCACAUGCUGGACGUCGGCGAGGAGCGGGCCAAGCGACUGGGCCUGACCACCGAUCGGCUGCCCAACUCCUCGAUCGCCUGGCAGUGUGCCGAUGCCGAGAAGCUGCCCUUCAAGGACGAGAGCUUCACCGCCUACACGAUUGCCUUUGGCAUCCGGAAUUGCACGCAUGUGGAUAAGGUAAAGAACAGAAGGAUUACUCAUAACUUCUCUUCAACUUCAGGUUCUUUCCGAGGCAUAUCGAGUGCUGCAGCCGGGCGGUCGCUUCAUGUGCCUGGAGUUCAGCCACCUGACGAACGAGACGAUGCAGUGGCUGUACGACCAGUACUCCUUCCAAGUGAUCCCGCCGAUGGGCCAGCUGCUGGCUGGCCAGUGGCAGGCGUACCAGUAUUUGGUGGAGAGCAUCCGGCGGUUUCCCAAGCAGGAGCAGUUCAAGCGGAUGAUCGAGCAGGCGGGCUUCGCGCAGGUGUCCUACGAGAACCUCACCUUCGGCGUCGUGAGCAUUCACUCCGGCUUCAAGUUGUGAGAUCCUCGCGCGACUUGUGUUGCAAGCCACUUAGAUUUACACCUCUGUUGUCUGUUCACGAUUCCCCAUGCUGAUCACGUCGGGCAGGUCAUAAAGCAUCGAAUUGAACAAGCUUU
Molecule: messenger RNA, 1146 nt
Organism: Drosophila ficusphila
Lineage: Eukaryota; Metazoa; Arthropoda; Insecta; Diptera; Drosophilidae
Gene: Coq5
Product: 2-methoxy-6-polyprenyl-1,4-benzoquinol methylase, mitochondrial
Exons: 3
Coding region: 79-1104 (341 amino acids)
Biological process (GO): ubiquinone biosynthetic process
Molecular function (GO): methyltransferase activity
Source: RefSeq, a predicted model, not a curated record